Molecule: messenger RNA, 3694 nt
Organism: Ylistrum balloti
Lineage: Eukaryota; Metazoa; Mollusca; Bivalvia; Pectinida; Pectinidae
Product: formin-like protein
Exons: 29
Coding region: 1-3084 (1027 amino acids)
Biological process (GO): regulation of cell shape; cortical actin cytoskeleton organization; cell migration
Cellular component (GO): cytosol
Molecular function (GO): small GTPase binding; actin filament binding
Source: RefSeq, a predicted model, not a curated record
AUGUCGAACCGGACGCUAACGUUAGAGUGUGCACUUGUUCAAACAAUGGGGAAUGGAGAGAGCACACCUAACUACAGAGGACCAGAUUUCAGAACCCCAGCCAUGUCGAUUCGUCUCCCGAUGCCCGAUUCCCAUGAGCUCGAGCGCAGAUUCACCAAAGUCCUGGCUUCUAUGGACCUGCCACCGGACAAAGCUAAAGUACUCAAGAACUACGAUGAUGAAAAGAAAUGGGACCUGAUUUGUGACCAGGAACGAGUUCAUGCAAAAGAUCCGCCUCACGUAUACCUGGACCGUCUGCGGACCUAUCUGGACCCACGUGCCAGUCGUAGCUCACGGAAAACACUCAAGAAGAGGAAGAUGAUGGGAGACAAUACCUCAACACAGGUACUAAGGGACCUGGAGAUCUCUCUUCGUACAAACCACAUUGAAUGGGUACGAGAGUUUCUCAAUGAAGACAACCAAGGGUUAGAUGUACUGGUAGAUUAUUUGUCCUUUACACAAGUCAUGAUGAGGAGAGAACAGCUGUUAACCAAGGAAAAGAGUGCCAGUCUGGAUGGCCUUGCAAAGAGUCCUGUUCGCCGACUGAAGCGAUCCAACACUAUCGGUUCUCCGCGGGGAAUGUUAAAGUCUUCCAAACUGAACAUGGGUGAGGCACGCGAUGAUGUCCACGUGUGUAUCAUGUGUCUACGAGCUAUCAUGAACCAUCAGUAUGGCUUCAACCUGGUGAUAGCCCAUAAACAUGCUAUCAACUGUAUAGCACUAAGUCUGAACCACCGUAGUCUCAGGACAAAGGCACUGGUUCUAGAGCUGCUAGCUGCAGUUUGUCUAGUGAGUGGGGGACAUGAGAUCAUCUUGUCUGCCUUUGAUAAUUUUAAAGAGGUGUGUGGAGAAAGACACAGGUUUGAGACAUUGAUGGAUUAUUUCAGGAAUUUUGAAGAGUUCCAUAUUGAUUUUAUGGUGGCUUGUAUGCAGUUUGUGAAUAUUGUGGUACAUUCAGUGGAGAACAUGAACUUUCGUGUACAUCUACAGUAUGAGUUUACACAGAUUGGCCUGGACGACUAUCUAAUGAAACUUCGACACACUGAGAGUGACCGGCUGUCAGUUCAGGUACAUGCAUACCUGGACAAUAUGAUAGAUGUACAACAACUUUUGGAGGAUUCAGAGACCAAGACAGAAGCAUUGGAGCGUGCCGAGGACCUAGAGGAUGAGCUGUCACAUGCACAUGAAAGACUUCAAGAGGUAGAGGAGGAAGCAAUGUCCAAAACAGUGGAACUAGAGAAGCAGUUAUCAGAUGCAAAUCAAGACAUUGAGGAGCUGCGAGAUUAUUUAUCAAAGCAAGAUCUAGAAAUGAACUCUUUACGACAAGUUGUGAAUGAAAAAGACGAGGAGUCAAGGAAGAGACAGAGCAUACUUGAAGCUAAACUCCAGGAGAUCGAACAAAUUAAACAGACUCUUCCUUCAGGUGUUGGAGCUGCUGCUGCUAGUGCUCCAAUGGCCAAUUUCCCCCCACCCCCCGCCCCUGCUGCACCCAUGCCCCCACCCCCUCCACCACCUCCACCUCCAGCACCUCCAGCCCCAGGGCGAGGACCACCAGCACCCCCACCCCCACCAGGACCUUCACCUGGAUCUGGAUCCUCUAUGUCAGCAAUGACAAUCAAAAAGAAAAUUCAAACCAAGUACCGUCUGCCCAUCCUCAACUGGACACCUCUUAAACCUCAGCAAGUCAAAGGAACCGUGUUUGCUGAUCUGGAUGAUGAAAAAUUGUACCAUGUAAUAGACUUUAAUGAGUUUGAGGAGAUGUUCCGCCUGAGUACAGGUCCACUGAGAGGUGACGAUGAUGGCACACCUAAGUUACUCAAGAAGUUACGCAAACCUGAGAGCAUCAGUCUCUUGGAACCAAACAGACUACGCAAUGUUGCUAUAACCAGGCGUAAGAUAGAAAUGACCAAUGAUGAAGUGAUGAAAGCUAUUAACAGUAUUGACCUGAAACGACUGUCUCUGGACAUGGUGGACAUCCUUCUCACCAUUAUGCCCAAUGAACAAGAGGUGAAGGCAUUCAAACAGUAUGAGAGGGAUCGUAAACCCAAGGAACGCCUAACAGACGAGGAUAGAUUCAUGUGGAUGUGUUGUAAAGUAGAGAGAUUAUCACAAAAGUUGAACAUCAUGAGUUUUAUCGGGAACUUCCAAGAUAGUAUACACCACCUGACGCCACAAGUCAAUGCUGUGAUAGCGGCUUCUAUGUCAUUGAGGAAUUCUCAGAAAGUGAAAAAAAUGCUGGAGGUUAUUCUGGCGGUUGGGAACUACAUGAAUAGUUCUAAGAGGGGAGCUGUGUAUGGUUUUAAACUACAGAGUCUGGAUAUGUUAAUGGAUACUAAAUCAGCAGACAAGAAGACCACACUUGUCCACUACCUGGCACAGAUAGUCAACGAAAAGUUUGUGGACCUGCUGAACUUCGAAUCAGAGCUGCGUUUCUUAGAAAAAGCAGCAGUUGUAUCACUGGAAAAUAUUCUCACGGAUGUUCAUGAGUUAGAAAAAGGAAUGGACUCGACCAAGCGUGAAUUUGAUGCACGGAAACAUGCUAGAGACCAGCCACCUAUUCUGAGAGAUUUCUUACAAAACUCGGAAGAAAAACUUAAAAAACUGCAAAGUGAUGUUAAAACUGCACAGGAUUCCUACAAACGAGUAGUGGAAUUUUUUGGAGAGAAUCCUCGGACAGUGUCUCCACAGACGUUUUUCUCCCAGUUUGUACGAUUUGUUGGUGCUUUCAAGCAAGCAGUGGCUGACCUCGAGAAGAAAAGAAGGCUGGAGUCUGCUGCCAUGGAAGAAAUAUUACCUAGUUCUCAUGGGCGGAAGAACAAGAAAACAACAGCGGAGGCUGUGGUUACUGAGCUAAAAACAAGAAAUCGACAAAUCAAGGAAAAGAAAUUGUUGGGAAAGGAUGAAGUUUAUCACGGGGCACUUGAAGACAUCCUUCUUGACCUGAAGAACGAACCGUAUCGCCGUGCCGAUGGUGUAAGGCGGAGUCAAAGACGUCGUGUUGAGGAGGGAUUAGCACCUGCGUACAGUCACAACGAACAUUUCUAACUUACUUUCGGGUACACACUAGAUUUCCAUCAUCAUUAUGUAAAGAUUUCGCACUCAGAGAGGUUAAUGAAAGUCAAAGGCUUAAUAAGAAGGCUGAAAAGGCCUGUUAAAGACUUACAAAUGUACUCGUAUUCUAACCCAAUCUUAUAAGCUAACUUUUCAAAAGGUUAUUAAUAACACUAAGCAAUUGCUCUGCUUUAAUUUCAUUCAUAAAAAUUCUUUUCUAGGCAUUCAUUAGUGUUUUAAUACCUACAUACACACCUCAAAGCAAGUAUGUACACUCAGCAUAUACACUUCAGGUAUACACAGACAUAAUAUACACUUCAGGUAUACACUUCAGGUAUACACAGACAUAAUAUACACUUCAGGUAUACACAGACAUAAUAUACACUUCAGGUAUACACAGACAUAAUAUACACUUCAGGUAUACACAGACAUAAUAUACACUUCAGGUAUACACAGACAUAAUAUACACUUCAGGUAUACACAGACAUAAUAUACACUUCAGGUAUACACUUCAGGUAUACACAGACAUAAUAUACACUUCAGGUAUACACAGACAUAAUAUACACUUCAGGUAUACACAGACAUAAUAUACACUUCAGGUAUA